CUCCCAUCAACCUCCUUCAACUCCAACGACACACAUUACAAGAAAUAAUGUUGAUGCUUCAAGGCCAUGAUACUGAAUCUCUGAACAAGCUGUUGGCGGUUCAGGCACCUCCACUGCCCCAGUGGCAGUCCUUCAUAUUUCCUGCCGUGGCAUCGACCAUGGCGGCGCCCUUUUCGAAUCCCUUUGGUGUGGCCAAGACGCAAGCUCAACUGAUCCAAGGCAAAGGCGGAGGAAUCUUGGGAUUUUUUCGUCUGGCCAUUUCCACGGAUCCCAAGAUUAUUCAGCGUGGUCUGUUCCCUGUUAUGAUGCGAGAGACCAGCCAGAACCUCUUCCGCAUUGGAGCCUACCAGCCCAUUAUGGAUUGUGUGCACAACUGUCCCGAGAAUUCCUCGCCGCCUGCCUGGAAACGCAUGGUGGCGGGUGGAAUCAGUGGUGCCUUGGGAUUCUUUAUUUGCAAUCCAUUUGAAAUUGUGCGAACCAAAGUUCAGGCACAGCCCAUUGCUGCUCUGGGAGGAACCGGCAUUGCCGCCACACCCACAGUUGGUCCCUAUCGAAUCGCCCAAAACAUUUUGGAGACGGGUGGUACCAAAGGAUUCUUUCGUGCGGGAGGAGCUAGCGUUGCACUAGGUGUCGUUUGUACUUCGGUCAAUCUGACAUCUUACACGUUGCUACAUGAGCAUGCGCUGGAAAAGGGAUACCAAGAUACGCCAGCGGUUGACAUGACGUGUGCCUUGAUCAGUGGAUUUGUCUCGGCAUUGGCCAUGAAUCCAAUUGAUGUCGUUCGGACUCGGCUUUUUGCUGGCUCAGCUCAAGGGGGCAUGUUCCAGGUGGCCUACCAAAUCUUCAAAACCGAAGGACCUUCUGCCUUCAUGAAGGGCUUUGUCCCAUCUUUUCUACGCAUUGGGCCACACUUUGUCUUGACAUUUGCCUUCUUGGAGCAGAUGAGGCGAAUGGCCAAAGAUCACAACUUGCAGCGUGCUCGAGAGGCAUGGAUCUUGGGUAUUUUUAAGAGUAUGGACCAAGAUGGCAAUGGUGAGAUUGAUGAGCAGGAACUGCAAAGUGCCCUGCAGGCAGCAGAUCCUUCACGGGAUUCUGCCACGGCCAAGAAGAUUGCCCGCGACGUUUUUGUAGUGGCUGACUACGACAAGAGUGGAUCUAUUGAUCUGGACGAGUUCACGCAUGCCGCGUGUACACAGAAACUGGAUCACAUUAUUCAGGAACAGCAGCGAGUGGCCUUGUUCCGUUCGUUGGAUACGGAUGGAAACGGUUUCAUCACCGAGGAUGAACUCUUGGAGGGGAUCGCCCACAAAUUUCAGGGAUCCGACGAGCGCACCCUUCAACAGGACAUGCGCCGUAUCCUACAGCAAGCGGAUACCAACAAUGAUGGGAAAAUUUCGUUCGAGGAACUCUGUGCAGUGUUUGACUCCUUGGAAGACUUGCAAGAUAGCCGAUUGCUUCGAAAUCGGGCGCACAUAGCCGGUGUACCUGCUUUGUAAAGGAAACAGCGUGCGUGAACCAUGUCUAAAACAAGACAGUGAGGGCCAACUUCUUGCUCGGCAUUCAGCCUUCGCCUCAUUGCCUUGUACCGGAUCUUACCAUUCAUUCCCGUAGCCACCUCCGGAAGAUUCGAUUCUAGAUGUCUAAACAUAGCGUCUCCUGUGUGGCUGGCACUUGUCAGUGCACGUCCAACCUCUAGAACCUAGAACUUUAUAUGUAAUGAAGAAUCAAGUAGUAGUGGAUAGAAAUGCCUCU
Molecule: messenger RNA, 1752 nt
Organism: Seminavis robusta
Lineage: Eukaryota; Bacillariophyta; Bacillariophyceae; Naviculales; Naviculaceae
Source: the annotation of a GenBank genome assembly